AUGCAAGAAUUGCAUGUCAAUGGGACACCUACCAACUGUAUACUUAAUCAGGGCGAUGUUAUAUCGCUUGACUGUCUUGGCGAUCAGAGAACUGAAUUUCGAUGGCUUGAUGGUUUCACAGUAAACGGCGAUGUUUCUCUUUUACGGGAUCCAUCUUCGACCGGAACUAAAUGGCGUGUAUGGUCUCAUCCAGGAAGUUGCAGUAUUAGUCUCGAAUCGCUUGGUCAUAUUCCAGGCAAAAAGUGGUUACACGGUAAUGCACAAGAUGGUACAGUUAGAUUAGAAGCUACAUCUGCCAAUCAUCCUGACACAAAAUGGUCGGUGGUUUUGACGGAUGGGCGAUAUAGUUUCUUUUCUCAAAGCUCAGUUGCUGGCGAUAAAAGAUGGUUAGAUGGUGUAACAAUAAGUGGUAAAGUUGUACUUCAACCAGCGAUUCAGGGUUACUCUGGCACUCAAUGGAAUGUGGUGUUUCGCUAA
Molecule: messenger RNA, 477 nt
Organism: Didymodactylos carnosus
Lineage: Eukaryota; Metazoa; Rotifera; Eurotatoria; Philodinida; Philodinidae
Source: the annotation of a GenBank genome assembly